GCGCCUGCCGAAGGCGUCGCUAAAGAGCAUCUGCCCGAGAACAGGAAGGAGCCUCCCUCAAAGCUGCCGAGGCGGCGGCGACGACGAAACUAGGCAGCCUACGAGCAAGUGGCGCUCUCUGGACCUCGCCAGGAAGCGGAACGGAGCCCCGCGGGGGGACGCAGCUGGACCGGUUUCUUCUCCCGCGCGCGGAGCUGAGCGAGGUUAAAGAACAGACAAGCCACCAUGUGGGGAACCCUCCAAUCCAUUUUAGGAGGUGUAAACAAACACUCAACCAGCAUUGGGAAGAUAUGGCUCACUGUCCUCUUCAUUUUCCGUGUCAUGAUCCUUGUGGUGGCUGCAGAAAACGUCUGGGGAGACGAACAGUCGGAUUUCACUUGUAACACUCUACAACCUGGGUGCAAAAAUACCUGCUAUGAUGAUUAUUUCCCAGUUUCUCAUAUUAGACUUUGGGCUCUCCAGCUUAUCUUUGUGUCUACCCCUGCCCUUCUGGUGGCAAUGCAUGUUGCCUACAGAAGGCACGAGAAGAAACGGAAAUACCGACAUGGGGAGAAAAUUGACCUUGAAAGUCUGAAAACCCAGAAGUUCCACAUCGAAGGACCCUUAUGGUGGACAUACACCAGCAGCCUCUUCUUCCGAAUUAUCUUCGAAGCGACUUUCAUGUACAUAUUUUAUCACAUGUACGAUGGGUACCGUAUGCCUCGUGUAGUGAAAUGCACUGAUUUUCCCUGCCCAAAUACAGUAGAUUGCUUUAUUUCUCGUCCCACUGAGAAAACUGUAUUUACUAUUUUCAUGCUGGCUGUGUCAGGCAUUUGCAUGCUCCUAAAUGUACUUGAAUUGUCUUAUUUGAUACUAAAGUCUUGCAUGAAGAAGUCUCAGCCCAAGAAGCCACUGCCCAAUCAUUAGAUGUUUGUAUGUCAUGUAUCUGUUUUGCAUUGCUUAAAAGCUCAUCUGUUUUUAAUUAAACUAUAGUAAAUUACACACCUUC
Podarcis muralis (Common wall lizard) is the source of this 988-nucleotide messenger RNA. Lineage: Eukaryota; Metazoa; Chordata; Lepidosauria; Squamata; Lacertidae. The record is from RefSeq and is a predicted model, not a curated record.